Messenger RNA from Hevea brasiliensis (rubber tree), 3211 nucleotides. RefSeq names its product 1,4-alpha-glucan-branching enzyme 3, chloroplastic/amyloplastic. The record is from RefSeq and is a predicted model, not a curated record. Gene Ontology annotation, molecular function: 1,4-alpha-glucan branching enzyme activity; hydrolase activity, hydrolyzing O-glycosyl compounds; cation binding. The transcript is spliced from 21 exons. The coding region runs from base 71 to 2797 and encodes 908 amino acids. Gene Ontology annotation, biological process: glycogen biosynthetic process. Gene Ontology annotation, cellular component: cytoplasm. Lineage: Eukaryota; Viridiplantae; Streptophyta; Magnoliopsida; Malpighiales; Euphorbiaceae.
CGCCUUCUUAUCUAAAACCCCCACUCUACAGUCUGCGCUUGCACUCUCCCUCUCUCUCUCUCUCUCAGAGAUGAUUUCACUUCUCUCAACCAAAUCCUCUUUUUCUAUCUAUCCAAACAGCCCCUCUUUACAUUUUCGCUCCCAAACCAAAGCUCAAAGCAUCAAUUUUUUUCCCUGCAAAAUCCGAUUAAAAAUAACAUGCACAGCCACAAACCAACCACCAACACCAUCAAAACAACAAAAGCACUCCAAUAAGAGCAAGAAAAGUGAAACUGAAGGCGAGAAAGGAAUUGACCCCGUCGGGUUCCUCACCAGACUCGGCAUUUCCCAUAAACAAUUCGCUCAGUUUCUCCGUGAAAGACAUAAAGCGUUGAAGGACCUCAAAGAAGAACUUUUCAACCGAAACCUUAUGAUCAAGGACAUUGCUUAUGGGUUUGAGUUGAUGGGUCUGCAUCGUCAUCCAGAGCAUCGGAUGGAUCAUAUGGAAUGGGCACCAGGUGCUCGCUAUUGUGCUCUAGUUGGUGACUUUAAUGGGUGGUCACCAACAGAAAAUUUUGCAAGAGAGGGUCACUUAGGCCAUGAUGACUAUGGUUAUUGGUUUAUCAUUCUUGAAGAUAAACUAAGGGAGGGAGAAAAACCAGAUGAGCUUUAUUUCCAACAGUAUAACUAUGUGGAUGACUAUGAUAAAGGUGACAGCGGUGUUAGCAUUGAAGAAAUCUUCAACAAAGCAAAUGAUGAAUACUGGGAACCUGGUGAAGAUGAGUAUAUUAAAAACCGGUUUAAAGUUCCAGCAAAGUUGUAUGAGCAAUGGUUUGGCCCUAAUGGACCUGAAACGAUAGAAGAAUUGGAUGCAAUACCACUACCAGAUGCAGAAACGAGAUAUAAAGCCUGGAAAGAGCAGCAUAAAGAUGAUCCACCUAGUAACUUACCUCCGUGUGAUGUGAUUGAUAAAGGAAAAGAAUAUGACAUAUUUAAUGUCAUAAGUGAUCCUGCAUGGCUAGAGAAAAUCCGUGCUAAGCAGCCUCCCCUGCCUUAUUGGUUUGAGACACGGAAAGGAAGGCAAGCAUGGUUGAAAAAGUAUACUCCUACUAUUCCUCAUGAAAGCAAAUAUAGGGUCUACUUUAACACUCCCAAUGGGCCACUGGAACGUGUGCCUGCUUGGGCUACUUAUGUACAACCAGGCACAGAUGGGAAACAACCUUUUGCCAUCCACUGGGAACCACCCCCAGAUCGUGCUUACAAAUGGAAAAACACUCACCCAAAAGUGCCAAAGUCAUUGCGUAUAUAUGAGUGCCAUGUUGGAAUUAGUGGCUCAGAGCCAAAAAUAUCUUCAUUCAAUGAUUUCACAGAGAAGGUCCUUCCACAUGUGAAGGAAGCGGGAUACAAUGCAAUCCAGCUGAUUGGAGUUGUUGAGCACAAAGAUUAUUUUACUGUUGGUUAUAGGGUUACCAAUUUGUAUGCUGUUAGCAGCCGAUAUGGCACUCCUGAUGACUUCAAACGCUUGGUUGAUGAAGCACAUGGAUUAGAAUUACUAGUGUUCUUGGACAUUGUCCAUUCCUACUCAGCUGCUGAUGAGAUGGUUGGACUCUCACUUUUCGAUGGGUCAAAUGAUUGCUACUUUCACACUGGUAAACGUGGGUAUCACAAAUAUUGGGGUACAAGGAUGUUCAAGUAUGGGGACCAUGAAGUACUGCAUUAUCUACUCUCAAAUCUUAACUGGUGGGUUGUGGAGUAUCAAAUAGACGGUUUCCAAUUUCAUUCACUCUCAUCAAUGCUGUACACACACAAUGGUUUUGCUUCUUUUACUGGCGACUUGGAAGAGUACUGCAAUCAAUAUGUUGACAAAGAUGCAUUAUUGUAUCUCAUAUUGGCAAAUGAGCUAUUACAUACUCUUCAUCCUAAUAUAAUAACGAUUGCUGAAGAUGCAACAUUUUAUCCUGGACUCUGCGAACCAACUUCACAAGGGGGAUUGGGAUUUGAUUAUUAUGUCAAUAUUUCUGCAUCAGAGAUGUGGUCCUCUUUUCUCAAGGAUGUUCCAUAUGAUGAGUGGAGCAUGACCAAGAUUGUCAGUACAUUAAUGGGCAACAAACAAUAUGCAGGAAAGAUGCUUUUAUAUGCUGAAAAUCACAACCAAUCUAUCUCUGGAGGGCAGUCAUUUGCAGAGAUAAUGUUUGGUGAAUAUAAGAACCGUUCUCCUGAAUCUCCUGCCUCUAAGGAAUCACUGCUUAUGGGAUGUGCCCUACACAAAAUGAUCAGAAUGAUUACCUUUACAAUUGGUGGUGAUGCUUACCUCAAUUUCAUGGGCAAUGAAUUUGGGCAUCCGAACAGGGUAGAGUUCCCAAUGCCUAGCAACAACUUCUCAUAUUCGCUUGCUAAACGUAGUUGGGAUCUGCUGGCAAAUGAAGACGUGCAUCGCAAUUUGUUCUCCUUUGAUAAGGAUCUGAUGAAUUUGGAUGAAAAUCAAAGGGUGCUUUCUCGGGGUUUGCCAAGCAUUCACCAUGUGAAUGAUACUUCCAUGGUAAUAUCUUACACAAGAGGUCCUCUUCUCUUUGUAUUCAAUUUUCAUCCAACCAAUGCAUAUGAAAGAUACAGUGUAGGUGUAGAAGAAGCAGGAGAGUAUCAAAUCAUACUAAACACUGAUGAGAAGAAGUAUGGAGGUCACGGGCUUAUAAAGGUUGAUCAGUAUCUUCAAAGAACCAUUAACAAAAGAGUUGAUGGCCUCCGAAACUGCUUGGAAGUGUCCCUGCCUUGUAGGACUGCCCAGGUUUACAAAUUGACACGCAUAUUACGAAUAUGAGCCAUUUUCAUCAUUUUGGUUUCUGAAGAAACUUGCAGGCUAGAAUUUCAAAAGAUCAAAACUAAUACUUCUAGGCAAAUGUUUUGUUUUGGAGGCAAGUUGCAUGGUCUGUGAACAAAAUAGAUAUGAGAUGGGAAGAAGCAUCCGCCAACUCUCCAUAGUCUUAUGACUACCUUUGCAAGUGCAGGAUAGUUAUACGAUCUAGGCAGCUUUAAUUUCUACAUUUUUAUGCGCUGCAUUCAAACUAGAACCCCAUAUUUAGCUUGGGGUUUUACUAAGUACAGACUGCACAAUCCCAAGUUCCCAACCCUCUAUAGUUGUGUAUCCCUUGUACUUCACAUGAUGAAACCCACAUAUAAGAACUCUCUUUUCAUCUCUGUAUAAUAAUAAAUAAAAUCUUUGCGGAUUUCAGCA